AGAGAGAAAGAAACAGGAACCAUUCAUUGACUGUGUGUUUUCAGCGGACAGGAAACGACGACGGACCUUCGUGUUACAGCUUCCUGUUUUUAAGCCGAAGAGAAGACGCCGAUCCACCGACAGAGAAGCCAUGCCUUUCCUGCAUGGGUUUCGAAGGAUCGUGUACGAGUACCAGCCGCUGGUCGAUGCCAUCAUGUGUGUUCUUGGACAAGGAGAAGGAGGAGGAGGAGGACAAGGGGACGGGGACGGUGAAGAGGACAGACGCGAGGACGACUCCAGAGUCUCCGUGUCUCUGGUGGAACUCCUGGAUCGGGAGUCUCAGUCGGAUGUGUUCCACGAAGGCAUCAGCUACGCUCUGUUCAAAGUGGCGGGGGGGGGCCUGGUGAGCGCCGCCCAAAUCCUGCUACGCUACGGGGCCUCCUUAAACUUUGAAGAUCCAGUGUCCUACUACAACCCACUGCAUAUCGCGGUCCUGCAGAACAGAGCGGACAUGGUGAAGCUGCUGGUCGGACAUGGAGCUGACGUGGAGAAGAGAGACAGAAUCCACGAAAGCAGUCCCCUGGAUCUGGCCACCGAGGAGGCGGAGCGGCUGCCGUGUCUGCAGGCGCUGCUGGACCUGGGCGCCGAUGUCAACGCCAGAGACAAAUACGGAAAGACGCCUCUGCUCCACGCUCUGUCCAGCAGCGACGGUCUGACGGUGCUCAACACGGACAGCAUCAGGCUGCUCCUCCAGAGAGGUACGCUACAUCGGGGGGGUGGGGGUCGCGCCGCCGCCCUCCUGGCCCGAGCCGAGGCGCUGCUGGACUUAGCCGGGGUCAGCCGUCCCGGCCUGUGUGCGCCCCCCAGGUUGGACCUCCCCGAGCCCGCUCAGGACUCUCACCCGUACGCUCAGGCUCUGAGGGACUUUCACGGCCGCGUGGCGGCGUGUCGGGCCGCUCCGCCCGCUCUGCAGUGUCUGUGCAGGGCCUUGAUCAGGUCCUGCCUGGAGUCCAGGUCCCUGGAGGACGGCGUCCAGGCUCUGCCGCUACCGGACCGACUGAAGGACUUCGUCCUCGCCGGGCGCUCUUGUCUCCCUAAACCCGGCUGGGACUGCUUCAAACCUCAGCACAGCCGGCGCUGAAGACCCCCCCCCCAUGGAGGGUCGGGGGGGG
Messenger RNA from Cynoglossus semilaevis (tongue sole), 1151 nucleotides. RefSeq names its product ankyrin repeat and SOCS box containing 6 (gene asb6). The transcript is spliced from 7 exons. Gene Ontology annotation, molecular function: protein binding. Gene Ontology annotation, biological process: intracellular signal transduction. The record is from RefSeq and is a predicted model, not a curated record. NCBI's taxonomy places the organism in Eukaryota, Metazoa, Chordata, Actinopteri, Pleuronectiformes, Cynoglossidae. Bases 131 to 1120 code for a protein of 329 amino acids.